CGAGUUCUGAACAAAGGAUAGGUUGUGCAAAGGCCGCCACAGAAAGGCCGCCACAGCGGUGAUAUCAGCGACCUUACAGGCGGGUGCGGCUCUGAGCUGCCGGGCACUCAUCGCCACGAUGGAUGGAACUUACGGCAACAUCUUCCCCGCCAGCCGGGCCAUGUCUCCGGCCGCACCGGCACAAACAUCGACUAGCAACCUAUACAAGGUGAAUGUAAACCGCCAGAAGACGAAGAAAUGGGCCAACUUCAAACCGCAGAACUAUGACGGCGACGAUUGGGGCGACGAUUAUGACGAUCCGGUUCAGGAAGCAGACUUUCCGAUGCCACCGAAGCCCCUGGGGCCACGCAGCCCGGCGACGACGGCGCCUGUUCAGCCGUCGGUGUCCAGUGCGCUUCCACGGGGUUCAGCCGAGCCGUUCGGAUCCUCACCACAGCAGCAUGGCUCCGGACUUGGUCGCCCACGGUUUCCGUCUGAUAAGAGCACCAUCGGCGCGAAUGACGUGGCGGGCGGUUACGGAGCGGCACUAGAGUCCGGCGCUGGCUCUAAGCCGUGGAUGGGUUCACGGUCGGUAUCUCCAUCGAGCCCAGGGCAACUCUCAUCGCGUGACAAACCCCUCCCGCUCAUCCACCCACAGCAAAUGCAGGAAGAGAAGGAGGGAGAACGUCAAUCGCUCGAGACUAGGGACAACACGAAGAACGACGAAGGAGAACCCCCCGGGGUUUCGAGUCCAACUGCCGAAAAGCAGAGCGGGUAUAGGUCUGAUGGGAUGCUGGCCAGCUCUGGGAAGGACAGGCUUAAUCCUGAGUCUUCCAGGGCAGAGCACGAGAAAUCUCAAGAGUCUGUCCUGCCUGAUUCCCCCCAGAAUAUCCGACGUUUCUCGACAAGCCCUCAGUUGCCGGAUUUGAGUCGCAUGUCGGGCUUUGGCGAGGAUCUCUUUUCUUCUGCUUUCUUCCCUUCUUCAGGACUACGCUCAUCUCUUUCCGACAGCAUGCCACUGCCGACCUCGGGCAACUGCAUACCCGAGUCCGAUGAGGCUACUGCGACUGCGGCAGGAGCCUCAAACCAAUCGAUCACUGCCCCCGCUCGUGAACGCGUGGUCUCGAGCACAGAAACAACUACUGCUGCGGGGGCCGAAGCAGCGCCGUCGCCGCCCAGCGAUCGCGACCAGGACCAGGGUCGACCGGCUGGCCUGCCGUCGCCCCGAGGUGCAGCAGAGUCUGUUCAUGACGUGCCUGAGCAGCAGGCGCCCGCCGCAGACGCAGCUCGGCAACCUGCAGCAUCCGCCGAAGAACAGCCAACUACCUUGACAGCCAGGCCGCAUCUUCCGGGUGGCUGGGUUUCCGAGACGCCCUCGACACCCGCUGGAGUAGUCUCGCCUUCCACGACUGGCUAUUCCACGAACACGCUGGAGAAGGCGACUGAAGAUAGCUCGCGACCUGAUGCUGUUCCUCUGGGUGUUCCCAGGUCCCAACCCCGAGAGUUGGAACAAGACGAGAAGGGUGACGGCUCUGUCCCUUCGCGUCAGACCUCGCCGCAAACAUCUUCACAGCCUCCAGCACCGGCCCCGGUUUUGAAUACUGAGAAGCUUAGCAUGGGCUCUGCACAGGCUUCGCCCGUAGCUACGGGUCAUUGUGACGCAUCGCCGGCCUCCGAGACCGAAGAUCCGAAGUUGUUCGGCAACUCAACGUCAGCUGAGGCGAAGACCAAGCACACUGAGAUCGCUCCCACAGCACCGCUCAAUGCUCGUCGAGGGACACCGGACAUUAACGCUAAUCCAGCGCCGGUCCUGUCCCCGCCGUCCCCCGCAGAGCCCGUAUUGGAUUCGGCUACGCAAUCGCCGGUCAAGGACAGCGACAUACUGAGCGAGGAAAUCCUCAGGUCGCUCAGUCCCGCUCAACCAGCCAGUUCCCCCCAAACAUCUACCGCUGCUUAUCAAGCCGCUGCUGCAGAACCGGUACGCGAAAGCAGUUAUCUCGGGGAUGUUUAUGGCGAUUACUGGUCAGCAACCGAAGAAAAGGCAGAGCCAGGUCUGCUGCAGGUUGGCAAGACCAUUGACGCGGGCAAGGCAGCGCAAGAGGCCGCCCCUCUUCCGACUAAGACCCCAGAAGACGGCGGCGCCGCAGAACCAGCGGAUGCUGUUGGCUUAGGCGGUCUGUCUUCUCAGGCUCACGCUGCCCCGGCCAAAGCUUCCGAUGUUGUCGAGCCCAAGAGCGCAUUUGGUGUCGUAGGACUACAGAGACGAUUCUCGUGGGAAGCUCCGGUGCAAGAGUCGCCUACAGCCAGCGCCUCGAGUGCAGCAGCAGAGCUUCCGGUUGAACAGAAAUCUCUUGGUUUUGGCGUCGAUACAACUCGUGCCUUGACAACGGAGAACAUCAGUCUGGAAACAGGGGAGUCGCAGCCAUCGCAGGCCCAGGAAGAAGCUGGGAAGUCAGCGGAAGACUUGAGAGCCGAGUUUGCUCCCGAGUUCAACCCAGCAGCUACCCUUGGAGCCAACCUAGGACUAGAUCGGCCGAGCCAAUCGCCUUCGCCAGCGUCCGACUCGACGAGCAAGCACGGCGAACAGAAGCGGUUGUCGCUGGCGGAAGAGAAGAUUCUCUUGGAGGAGGCAUCGAGUCCCUCUUCCCGAUCUCCGCCGCUGGAGCAGCAUCCGGCCUUUGCGAAUAGCCAACAAGCACCGCGGGCCGAGCUCCCGGAGGCUGCUUCACCAAAAAGCAUCCUAGGGUUCCGAAACAUCAUGGAACUUCCUUCGGCCGCGGAGCGUAUCAAACAUUACAAUGAGAGCCGGUGGCAUUUCUCGGCCGUCGAUACGGGCUUGGACGAGUGGCUGCAAGCAAUGAUCCUGAAACAUCCAGAGCAUGCCAAUGAUGUGUCGUCCAACGCGGGAGCAGCAGCGGUUGUCCAGCAAAGCAGCCAGGGCGGGAGGGGGCCGACGCUGCACAUGUCCAACCUUCAACACAGUCUGAGCGGACUGGGGCACUCGGGCAACCAGGUGGGCACGAAGAGCAAGGAGCUGUUGAUGGCGGCGGGCAAGGCCAGCAAAGGGCUAUUCAGCAAGGGGCGUAAUAAGCUUCGGGGGACGGGCGACAAGGUGUUUUCCAGUUGAUGAUUGGAGUAAGAGUAAGCAUUUCUUCUCUUCCCCUUUUCUUUAAUUCCGUCUUUCUGUUUCUUUUUUUCUUUUUUCUUUUUUUUCGCAUACAUCUGGAAGGAUAGCAUCUCGAGUAACCAGGAAUUGGGUGUUGUUGGCUCCGCAAUCUACCUCGGGAGUAUGUAUGUAUGUCCUGUACAUACUAAUAUGCACAAUGGAGCUUUUUAGUGCAUCGUGGUAAAUCGAAAAGGGAGCUGGCCGUGGCCUUCUCUCUCCCGCAGCGCGAUCUGCAA
Thermothelomyces thermophilus ATCC 42464 is the source of this 3381-nucleotide messenger RNA. RefSeq lists its product as uncharacterized. The record is from RefSeq and is a predicted model, not a curated record. Bases 119 to 3106 code for a protein of 995 amino acids. Lineage: Eukaryota; Fungi; Ascomycota; Sordariomycetes; Sordariales; Chaetomiaceae. The transcript has 3 exons.